Messenger RNA from Plasmodium cynomolgi strain B, 750 nucleotides. RefSeq lists its product as hypothetical. The transcript is spliced from 2 exons. The record is from RefSeq and is a predicted model, not a curated record. NCBI's taxonomy places the organism in Eukaryota, Apicomplexa, Aconoidasida, Haemosporida, Plasmodiidae. Bases 1 to 750 code for a protein of 249 amino acids.
AUGAAUGCAUAUAAUAACAAUGGAAAAGAUACCAUUGAGAACAAUAUUAGUACAGAACUUACGAACAUAAUUUUUCGCGUUAACAAAGAAUUAAAAAAAGAUGAAAAUUGUACUUAUUAUAUUCAUGGUACCUUUUCAGAAUGGAGAAAAAAGACAGAUUUGCAUGAUUAUUUUGAAAAUUAUAGCACAUUUAUUCAGAAUAUUUCAGAUAAGGCAAAAAAUGAAACAUAUUGUCAAUAUAUUGAUUAUAUUAAUAACCUGUAUAAAAAAUAUAUGAACAUAUGCUGUCCUUGUUAUAGUAGACCUAAAUAUGCUUGUGAAGAGCAUUGUCCAAAAUUUUUCAAAUGCAAUAGGAAAUUUUUUCCCAUAUAUCUCUUAGAUAAAUUAGAAUGUAAGGAUAAUGUAUCCUUACAAAAAGAAAACGAAAAGUUUGAAUCUCUUAUUGUUGAUCUGGAUGUUAUAAGGAAAAGUCAAUUAGUGGCAACGAACUUUUAUAAAAUGUUAACAAAGGAUUAUUUUUAUAGAUUUAUCUUCUCUACUUAUAUACUACUUGGAAUAUUCUUAAUUAUUUUCUUGUUUUACAAGUUUAUCCCAAUUGGCUUUAUAUUAAAUAAGAUAAUAUCUAAGGAAAAGCAAAUUAAUUAUCAUAAUGGUGAAGGAAAUAGAAAGGAAUUAUUAGAGUAUGAAAAACAAUAUCUGAAUGGAAAUUCUAAUAAAAAUCGAUUACGUAUAGCAUACCAUUCAACAUAA